Messenger RNA from Camellia sinensis, 3994 nucleotides. The record is from RefSeq and is a predicted model, not a curated record. Lineage: Eukaryota; Viridiplantae; Streptophyta; Magnoliopsida; Ericales; Theaceae.
CAAUAUGGUGCCUUACACUCUGCUGGAAGCAGAGUUAGAAAAGAGAAAGGAAGAGAGAGCUCGGCUGAGAGGGAGAAACCGGGAGGAAGGAGAAAAAAAAAAAGGGAAAAGAAGGAAGGCUUGUGGAAUACCAAGAUUCAAGCUUAAAAUUAUGGAAAAUUCAUCUUCAAGUCACGCGCCAUUGUCUGCCUAAUUUAUCUGAUAUGUCCAGUCUGUCUGAUUUGCUUCUGCAACCAUCUGUGAUCAAGUGCGUGACCAGGCUUAGAGGCUUCUGCCUAGAAUCUGUUUUUGUCAGCUAACCUAUGUGCCUCCCGUGGAGGUUCCGGACAUGUCAAGUGAUUAUGGCUAUGCGAUUUAAAGUUUAAGUUUUGCUUUCUUGUGGGUUAAACAAGUCUUGUGUAUUUUGUAAAUAGGGUUAGGUCCCUUUUUGUCUAAUCUGUUUAUAUAUGAUGACUUAAAGAUAAUAUGUAUUUAUGUAUAUGAAAAGUUUAAAAUUUUUCUGUCUCAUGUAAGUCUGCACAGCUCAAUGGACGUUGUAUAUUUGUUAUUUGUUUCCGUUAGUCCCUAAUAUUAUGUUAAUCUGUCUCAGAGGCCUUCGGUAAUCCCGGGAUUACUAGCCGGUUGCGAUGCUAAACCUAUAGAGGCGGGUUUGGGUCGUGACACUUUCUAUCUUUUCUAGAUUUUUAUAUUUGUUUAGAUUCCUGGUUACAGAAAAAGGAAAGUUCGGGGAUUUCCUGGGAAAAAAAGAAAAAGUACUGUGUUACUAGAUCAGUUCGACUCCUAUUAGGAUGUGAAAUGCACCCUAAUAUGAUUAAUAUAGCUAAAAAAUGAUGCUGGAGCUAUUUGCAUCUUGCAGUUGUUGUUGAGUGAUGCUGCAGAGCCUUCUAGUAUGAGCAAUUCUUAAUAAUGUUUCCCCAACUCAAUGUAAUACUGUGAAAAACUGCCAUAUGCAUCAAGUACUUGAUACAAGUUAUGGUUGGUUGGAUAGUUCAUUCUUUUUGGGACUUCUGUCCUCUUUUGCCUCAUUGUAACUACUGCCUCUAAAAUAGAAAGAUGAUGGACACACUGAGGUGUGGGUGUGAGCAUUCAUUUUUUUUUUUAAAAAAAAAAAAUUAGAAAUUGUAGGCCAUCGAUUUGAUAAAGCCUAUCGCAUCUGUAAAGAAGCUAUCCUUGACACUUAUUUUGGCCCCGGAUUUACCUGUCUAUGCUGUUGGUAAUGAGAAACGGCUAAUACAAACAAUCUUAAAUAUUGCUGGCAAUGCUGUGAAGUUCACAAAAAAGGGUUAUAUCUCAGUUGUGGUUUCUAUUGCAAAACCAGAAUCUUUGAGAGACUGCCGACCUCCGAGUUUUAUCCUGUGUCAAGUGAGGGCUACUUCUUUUUAAGAGUGCAGGUUAAAGAUACUUUCUGCGGAAUUAACCCCCACGACAUCCCACUCAUUUUUACCAAAUUUGCUCAGCCUCGAAGAGGUUCAAACUGAAAUAAUGGUGGUGCUGGUCUGGGACUCGCCAUUUGCAAACGGUUUAUAAAUCUAAUGGGAGGGUCACAUUUGGAUUGAGAGUGAGGGCUUUGGACAAGGGUACCACAGUAACAAUCAUAGUGAAACUUGGAAUCUGCAAUAGCCCAAAUGAACCAACAAUGCAGCAGUUUGUACUUGCAGGUAGAGCAAAUCAAGGGAGUGAAGAUCUCAUUGGACAUAAACCAUGGGCAGAGCUAUGCAUAAAGUAAACAUUUUGGGGCAAGUCCUUUCGGAGUGUGGAGUUCUCAUAAAGAUCUUGAAUUUUGCUCAUCCAAGGAAGCAUGGAGGUAUUUGGCAAAUCUAUGGUAGCCGUGCCUUCAAAUGUUAUUUAUUUGUCAUGUAUCCUAGGCCAAGAUGGGCCAAACCCUGUUCACAAGUGCGAAUGGAAAUGUGAAAAUGAAAAUGUAUGUGGAAACAUAUACCGGUGCAGACUAACUGGACUUACACACAUCUGUGACAAAAGCUGUAACCAGAGAAUUGUCUAUGAUAACCAUAGCUCCCUUUGCAGAGUGAGCAGGCACGUUUUUCCUCUAACACCAGCUGAGGAACAGACAGUGAGAGGUGUCCGGAGGAAGCUUGAUGCAGAGAGUUCCCCCUCUGAUAGCUGCGCUUUUAAGCGCAUACGGGAUGCACAGCUUCAUCCCUCUGCUUUUGAGAGAUCCUUUGUUGCUGUUGGUCCAAUCUGCAGUCAAUUUGGAGAUGGCAUGGACAUGAGCUAGGCAUAAUAAUUAAUAAACUCUCUUUUGUUUCCUAUUUUCCUUUUUUACCUUCUUAUCUUUUUUUCCUUUAUUUUUAUUUUUAUUUUAUUUUUUAUUUUUUUUUAAAUGCGGCAAGUAUGAAUAAUGGAACUUGAUGCGGGGUUCUUUAAUAGAGGACCUUAUAUGUCACUUUAAUGGAGGACCUUAUAUGUCGUGUCUCUGUAGGAACAAGUUAUAUUUCUAAACUUGUUUAAUGGAUUGCAGCGCUUCCUCUAGCUUGACUUUUUAUAGAAGAUUUGUCAAUGCUAUAUCUCUACUAACUUUUGCACAGGGUUCCUGGUGAAGCUUGAGUUUUAUUUUUUUACUGCACCAAAGUUUGGAACAAGUACAGGGUUCUUUUGCAAGCCCUGUGUCAGUAGCUUCAUUUGAUAUUUUUUUAAUUUUUUAUUUGGGCUUGGUACGAUCUGUUUCUAAGUGGUGCAUUUUUCAUAAUGUGUUAAGAGAUAUGUUGCUUAUAUUAUUGUGAAACAUGUUGAGUUUAUUUCAUGUUUAUAUUUAUUGUGAUUCACACCGGAAGCAAUUUCCUCCUUGACUUUGGGUACUAUGUGGUUGGUUCAUGUUGUACGGGUUUUCCGGGUACAACGGAAGACAUUUUUGGUUUGUGAUCUUGUAGAAUUUUAUCAUAACUUUUCAUUGAUUUACUUUUCCAACUGUGUUUCAGGUUGAAGAGGAACAACGCGGUUUCUUUCAUAUUUUAUGCCUUAUCUUCUUUUGUUUGUUUUUAUUUUUUCAUGCUAGUUUUAAUUGAUGGUUUGCUGAAGCUAAUGUUAUUUUUGCAGGUUGAAGCGUGUGCCAUUCAGGAGAGUUGAAAAUAUAUUAUUGCAUGUGAUUGAACAAUUGUGAUUUGGAAGUUUAUUGGACUGAAAGUUAGGCAUUGCUGAUGCAUUUUGUUUAUUGUUCUUGCAGGGAGGGAAGAACUUUGAUUGCAGUGGGGAACAGUGUACGCUAAUUGACUGUAGAAGUGCAAUUGCUGCAGGUUGAUUUGGCCAGUUUUAUGUGUUUCAUUUGUAACAGACAUAUGAAGUUGGGCCAGCAUUCUUGACUUAAGGUUAACUUCACAUGGUUUAUGCUGGAUGGCAACAAGGAAGAACCUAAACUGUGAAACAAUUGCCCAAUCGUUGCAUAUGCUGUGAGAAAAUUCGUGGAGCAUCUUCUGCUUUACCAUUAAUGGAUUUUUGUGUUCCAAAGGCUCCUAGUUGGUCCACUGGAUAUUGAAACAAUAGCUUGGAUGGCUUUGUGAAGGCAGCAAUGGCACUUGUUACCCCUUUUCAAUAAAUAACCUUGAAGGGUUAUUUCUUGUUAUUGAUUUCUAUUUUCAACACAUUUUUUGGCUUCUGGCCUAGCUUUAUUGGUUGAGAGUGUACUUGAGAAGAUUGUCUAAUUUAUAUGCAUUGCUACCAAACUGAUUUGAACUAUCUUCCCUGUUAUCCACAUGGUGGCUGCAUCUUAUGGUGUUGUUCCAAGACAUUCCUGUUUGAAGUUUCCCCUGCUGUGUGUCGUGCUUUGAUACAAUUUGCAGGACAAUCUGUACGCGACUUUUUGACCAAAUGGGCAAGUUCCUCAAUAGAUGUCUUUUCUAGAUGUAGGCUUAAGAAGUUAUAAUUUGAAUGUUAUUCUAGAUUGUAAGGAUGUGGUUGCUUGAAGAGAUUGGCUCUAUCAUUUCGGUAUUGUCAUAAAUUUUCAGUAAAUGGUUUUAAUGUUAUUUUGUAUAAAAUGUGA